This is a messenger RNA of Salvia splendens (bonfire salvia), 791 nucleotides long. Its product is annotated as protein RGF1 INDUCIBLE TRANSCRIPTION FACTOR 1. NCBI's taxonomy places the organism in Eukaryota, Viridiplantae, Streptophyta, Magnoliopsida, Lamiales, Lamiaceae. The transcript has 5 exons. Bases 51 to 791 code for a protein of 246 amino acids. The record is from RefSeq and is a predicted model, not a curated record.
UGUACAACAAAAGUGGGAGGGAAGGAGAAGAGCAGCCUUAAUAACAUUAAAUGAAUCCUGCUGCUGCUGCUUCCUUGUUGGCAGAAACACCUGUAUCAUUUGCAGCCCGCCCUGCCAUCUAUAUCUCCCUCCCUUCUCAUCAACACUCUCCGUUUUCACUUCAAGCCAUGUCGGAGAUCCCAGGUUGGCUUUCUGCGCUUCUCACUGAGAAAUUCUUCAGCCCCUGCAUAAUUCACCAAGACCAGAAGAAAAACGAGAAGAAUGUUUUUUGCUUUGAUUGCUGUGCCGGCAUUUGCCCCUACUGCUUCUAUAAUCACCGCUCUCACCGCCUCUUGCAGAUAAGGAGAUACAUGUACCAUGAUGUGAUAAGGAUUAGAGAAGCAGAGAAACUGAUGGACUGUGCUCAAGUUCAAUAUUAUAAAACUAACAGUGCAAAAGUAGUGUUCUUGAAUCGGAGGCCGCCAACAAGGCCUAGCAAGGCUUGCAGCAGCUUUUGCAUCAAUUGCCACAAAAAUUUGCAACACUCCUAUCUCUUCUGCUGUCUCUAUUGCAAGAUUCGACAUCUAGAGAGAAAUGGGAGGAAGGUUUCAAUGUGUCUUCGCAAGUGCAAUUUUGCUGAUUUUUGUGAACCGGGUUCGGAAGAUGGGCUAUUGGGUGAACAGCAGCGUGGGCUUCUAAUAACCGAAAUAACGAGGAAGAAAAGGAGCAAUCAUCAUAUCCGGUCUAUGUGCACGCCGGUUUACGCUAUGAACCGGAGGAAGAGCACGCCUCACCGUGCUCCACUCUAUUGA